AUGGCAAGUCGCUGUGCCUGGACUGAAAUCUUAUCACCCCUCGAUAGUCGAUCCCCAUCCGUGAGCUCGGUGCCAUGGCGGUCGCCACCGUUUCCGCCGCCACUGCCAGUUUCUCAUCUUCUCACGUUGAUCCAUUACCGCAAGGAAGAAUGAUUGUUGGCUCAUCCAACAGCACAGCCCUCUUGAACUCGCUCCUACCUAGCGCGAAGUUUCUGUUAUCGUCUUCUAAUCUCAUCGGGGUUACCAUCAGAAGAAAAUUGGUUUGGAGAUGCGAGGCAUCCAGAAGCUACAAUCACAUACCUAAGCAAUUCCAGGAAGAGAAUCUCAAAGACGGAUUGAAGGAAAACUACAAGAAUGUUCCGCAGCACCUCUAUGGUCUCACAGCUUCACAAAUGGACAUGUUCAUGACUGAAGAUAACCCUGUAAGGCGUCAACAGGAAAGAGUUACGGAGGAAAGCAUCUCAUCGGCUAGGAAUUACCUUGAUAACGGAGGGAUGUAUAGCCUAACAGGGGUAACAGAAGGCUCAUCAAAGUAUAGUAUGAGUGUAAGCAUGUACCGUGGAGGUGCAAGAGGCUACGGUAGGCCUAGAACCGCCCCUCCAGAUUUGCCCUCUUUACUUUUGGAUGCCCGGAUUUGCUACUUGGGAAUGCCUAUUGUUCCAGCAGUGACUGAGUUGAUUGUGGCACAGUUUAUGUGGUUGGACUACGAUAAUCCCUCCAAACCUAUUUACUUGUACAUAAACUCUUCUGGAACUCAGAAUGAAAAAUUGGAGAAUGUUGGAUCUGAAACUGAGGCAUACGCAAUAGCUGAUACCAUGGCUUACUGCAAAUCCAAAGUAUAUACCGUCAACUGUGGCAUGGCAUAUGGCCAGGCGGCAAUGCUCCUGUCUCUCGGUUCCAAAGGAUUUCGAGCUCUGCAGCCCAAUUCAUCCACUAAAUUAUAUCUUCCAAAGGUUAACAAAUCUAGUGGAGCUGUCAUUGACAUGUGGAUUAAGGCUAAAGAGCUGGAUUCAAACACAGACUACUACAUUGAGCUAUUAUCUAAAGGAAUUGGAAAACCAAAGGAAGAGAUUGCGAAAGACAUUCAACGCCCAAAAUAUUUUCAAGCACUAGAAGCCAUUGAAUAUGGAAUUGCAGACAAAAUAAUAGAUUCGAGAGACUCUGCAUUUGAGAAACGGGAUUAUGAUAUGCUUUUGGCACAAUCGAAAGCCAUGCGAAGAGGAGCUGGAGGUAGUCCUCAAGCAGCUCCUUCAGGAUUUAGGUAGGUAUGUGCCAUGUAUGCUAUACAGUAUUUUAGCCAUGUUAUAAAGCAGUGUAUUGGUGCAGUACACUACAUAGUUCGCAUGCAUGAUUUCCAUGGCUCCAUCAGGCUUUUAAUUGCUGGUUAUUAAACCCAUGAAUCUACCGUACGAUAUGAAGAUAUGUAUUAGAAAAUAUGAUGGUAAUAUAUUUUAAAUGGAGUCAUGGAAUCAUUAUUGUCUCCAUCUAAUUAUUUUACUUUUUAGUUCUACUUUUGCAAUGUAGAGUCUACUGAGAUGAAUUUGUGUCUUGUCCAAAUGGUUGAGAUUGAGAUUAGUGCCGAAG
Phalaenopsis equestris is the source of this 1584-nucleotide messenger RNA. Its product is annotated as ATP-dependent Clp protease proteolytic subunit-related protein 1, chloroplastic. Gene Ontology annotation, molecular function: ATP-dependent peptidase activity; ATPase binding; serine-type endopeptidase activity. Gene Ontology annotation, biological process: protein quality control for misfolded or incompletely synthesized proteins. Gene Ontology annotation, cellular component: endopeptidase Clp complex. The record is from RefSeq and is a predicted model, not a curated record. The transcript has 9 exons. Bases 75 to 1265 code for a protein of 396 amino acids. Lineage: Eukaryota; Viridiplantae; Streptophyta; Magnoliopsida; Asparagales; Orchidaceae.